CUUGGUUUACAUACGGCGGGCGCCCUCCCCGCCAAAAGGCGAGGAAGCGGCAGGCGCCCUCUAGAAGAGGCCGAAGAACUUCUUCUCCGGCGCCUUCUGCCCGCCGGGCGUGAUUUUGGGCGCGGCGCCCAUCAUGCGGCGGCCCGAGUUCAUGCGCUUGAUCUCCUGCUGCGACAAAGCGCCGGAGUCGCGCCACAUCUGCUGGUCGUUCGUGAGGCCGUUGCGCUUCGCGCGCGCGGCGAGGUCGUCGCCCUUGGCGCCGCCGCCCCAGUUCAGGGCCUCCCCGAAGAAGCCGAUGUCGGGCUUGAUGUUGUUGUACUUCUUGUCCGACGCGAGCUCGCGCUUCUGCUCCGCUUUGCCGUCGUUGUAGGCCGUCAUGCCGAAGCCCGUCUUCAUCCAGCCCUUCUUGCCCUUGAGGUCCGAGUUGUCCCAGGACCCGCCGCGCUGCAUGUAGGGCACGUCCUUCAGCGCGAUGUUGCCCUUGCGCACCUCGUCGGGGUUCACGGCGAACAAAUGCGUCGCCUCGCCGCGCUCCAUCGCGUCGACGAACGAGUUGAAGGAGCGGCUCUUGAAGCCGCGCGCGCCGCCCGCGCCGAAGUUCUUGCCCGUGCGCUGCUUCUUUUCUUUAUCCUGGAUCUUCUUCCACUCGGCGGCGGACAUGCCUGCGCGUCGUCGACCGGUGAGUUUUGUUGCGCAAGCAGAGCCUCGCCCCGCCCCGCCGUCGCGCAGGCGCCGCGUCGACGGCGUGGAGGCCACGACGCGGCCGGGGGCGGAGUUUGAAACGCCGCGAAAUUUGAUUUGUACGCCGGGACGUGCCGCUCGGGACGUACGCGGAGAGUUUCGUGAGGCCCGGCGCCGUGGGGGCGGGCGGGACGAGGGCGAGCGCCGUCGCGACGAGCGUCGCGAGGAGCCAGUGCUGCGCCAUGGCGUCUAGUGGUGCUGUGUCUGCUUUCGAAGCAAGUUGGAUUGCGCGCCUUAUCGCUGCGGACGCGCGAGGAAAUUGCACGAGGAGCUGCGAUAGGCCGCUGAGAUGGUAGACGUAGCUGGUGCGGUGCGUUGCGGGCACCUGGUUUGGUUCUGGCUGUCAAAACAGAGAUUAGCAGGUCCUGACGGUCGACUUGCG
Molecule: messenger RNA, 1123 nt
Organism: Pelagomonas calceolata
Lineage: Eukaryota; Pelagophyceae; Pelagomonadales; Pelagomonadaceae
Source: the annotation of a GenBank genome assembly